Molecule: messenger RNA, 889 nt
Organism: Rubroshorea leprosula
Lineage: Eukaryota; Viridiplantae; Streptophyta; Magnoliopsida; Malvales; Dipterocarpaceae
Source: the annotation of a GenBank genome assembly
UCUACCCUACAUCGGCUUCUGCACUUUCUCCCACACCCUUUCCUCCCACCGCUCGAAGGAGCCGUAGCCGCCAUGGUUCACGUCAGUUACUAUCGAAACUAUGGGAAGACCUUUAAGAAGCCACGUCGUCCAUAUGAGAAGGAGCGUCUGGAUGCUGAGCUGAAGCUUGUUGGAGAGUAUGGGCUCCGAUGUAAGAGAGAGUUGUGGAGGGUUCAGUAUGCUCUUAGCCGCAUCCGUAAUAAUGCAAGGGAGCUUCUCACUCUUGAUGAGAAGAACCCCCGCCGUAUCUUUGAAGGUGAUGCCCUUCUCCGCAGGAUGAACAAAUAUGGGCUUUUGGAUGAGAGUCAAAACAAGCUCGAUUAUGUCUUGGCCCUGACUGUUGAGAAUUUCCUUGAGCGCCGUCUGCAAACACUUGUCUUCAAGUUGGGUUUGGCAAAGUCAAUUCACCAUGCUCGUGUGCUCAUUAAGCAGAGGCAUAUCAGGGUGGGGAGACAAGUAGUGAAUGUGCCAUCUUUCAUGGUGAGAGUGGAGUCCCAGAAGCACAUUGAUUUCUCUUUGACAAGUCCCUUCGGAGGUGGUCGCCCUGGAAGAGUGAAGCGAAAGAAUGAGAAGGCAGCUGCCAAGAAGGCUUCUGGUGGAGCCGGGGAUGAAGAGGACGAGGAAUAAAUCUUUGGUCUAGUACCAAGUCUAAAACCCUCUGGACCUCACCAUCCCUACCAUUUCUUGUCUUGUCUUCGUUUUAAUGUUUUGUUUCCAGACAUGUUAUUGUAGUGGAUUUUGGUAUAUUUGUUUCUUUUAUGAUUCGGCUGUUGCAGGAUUCAUUUUGCUGUUUAAGUUCAAAAUACUUUAAUUUUGGCUAAUGUUUAAAGAAUUAAUGGAUGCUUUUUUC